Entrophospora sp. SA101 is the source of this 2310-nucleotide messenger RNA. Lineage: Eukaryota; Fungi; Glomeromycota; Glomeromycetes; Entrophosporales; Entrophosporaceae. The record is from the annotation of a GenBank genome assembly.
AUGACUCAAGUUUCAGAAUCACUGGGAGAUAACAACAAAAACGAUAAUAAUAACAGCGACAAUGAUGGUAAUAAUAGUGAUCCAGAAGAAUUUGUAAAAGAAACGGAUCAAGAAUUGAUAAAUAAUGAUAGUAUAUUGCCAAAUGGUUUACGAAGAAUUAGAGAUGAUAGAUCAAUUUCAUAUAAUGAUAAUAACGAUGGCGGUGUUUCUAAAAAUCUAAACACAACAAAAAUAAUGAAUCACAUAGAUCUUGCAAGAUUCUCAACUGAAUCUUUACACAGUUAUAGUUUUGUCGCAAAUAAUGGUUUAUCAUUAGAAAAUAGACAAAAUAUUCUCUAUCGAUCCAUAGAUUUUAUGAAGAAUAAAAUAAAAGGAUGGAAAUUUCCUAUGAUCCAACAAGCCCCGUUUUCUUCUGUCAGAACUUCCCUUUCUUCUUCCUCUUCUAUCGCACCAACUGAUAUCAUUCUUCCUUGCGAAUCAAUCAAUUCAAGUUCACUUAAUUCUCCUAGGAAUUUAAAACAAACAUUGACUGGACUUCCUUCAAUCUAUACUCCUAUGACAUCAUCAACUUUACAUUCUCCAACCAGGUUUACACCUCAAAAUCAAGCUAUAAUCACGACUGAUAAUAAAACCAAUAUAUUAAGUGUUAAUGAUAUCACCUGUCUAGUAUUUGGUUACUCUAGGACUGAAAUAUUAAGUAUUAAGGCGUUGGAAUUGAUUGGUAGCCCAUUUCGUGAAAAAUUGGCUCAAACACUUGCUUCCAGGCUUCAAAAUGAAAUGGAUAAUUCUGAAGCUGUGUUAGCAUGUGGUAGAGUGAUACCAAUUCAAAGAAAAAAUGAAGAAACUUCUGCAGCUUCAUUAUGGUUAAAGGUGAAAAAAGAUGAGUGUGGAAAUUCGGUGUUCAUUUGGAUUUUUGAAGAAAUUAUUGAAUCAACGAUGACUGUCGAAAUUAAUGAAAAGGGAACAAUAUUAAAAACUUCUGGUGAAGUAAAAUCUUUGUACGGAUACGGACUUAAAAUCAUUUCAAUUCCUACAAUUGCUGGUGUUAUAACUUCCCAUGCUACUGGUGUUAUUCAAUCAUGCAAUUCUGACUUUGUUAAAUAUUUGUUUGGUGUUGGCGCACAAGAACUAAUUGGAAAAAAAAAUAUUGAUAAAUUGUUACCACAAUUUCCUCAUCUUUUAAAAUUUUUGGAAUCAGAAAGUGGGCUUGUCGAAGGAAUUGUGAUUUCCGAAAAUGCUUUUCGAAGAGCUGCUUCAUCAUCAUCAGUUGCUACUUCUCCUACAAAUCUAUUCCUUUACAAUACCCAUCAAAGAGAUUAUUCAUCUGCUGCCAAUGGUACAGAAUUUGAUGUUGAUAUACAAAUGCGUGUUUUGGAAGCUCCAGAUGAACCAUUACACGCAUUAUGGAUUACUUAUGAUCCAGCUGGUGGCAAACCAUCAUUAUCAGGAAAAUUAUCAUCAGUUGAAAGUCAUCAAAUCAUCACCCCGCCUUCAAUAUUACCUAAUUCUGGCUCAUUUGAUAAUAUAAGAUAUUCGGCAUUAACUCUGUCAAAAUCUAUUAAUGAUUUUCAAAUAAUUGGUAUUUUGGGUAGUGGAGCUUAUGGUGAAGUGAAAUUGGCAUAUAAUAAAAAUGAUCCAGAAAAGAAAAAAGUUGUUCUUAAAUAUGUUAUUAAAUCUCGUAUACUUGUUGAUUGUUGGACAUGUGACCAAUUAUUGGGUACUGUUCCAUUAGAAAUUCAUAUACUCCAUACAUUAAGAGGCAUUCCAAAUCCCAACAUUGUACAAAUGGUUGACUAUUUUGAAGACAAAGAUCACUAUUACAUUGAAAUGGGAUUACAUGGUGCCGGGAUGGAUUUAUUUGACUAUAUAGAACUUAACACUAAAAUGCCCGAAUCCGAAAUAAAAUCUAUAUUUCGUCAAAUCGCAAGAGCUAUUCAACACUUGCAUAAUCAUAAAAUUGUACAUCGUGACAUUAAAGAUGAAAAUGUGAUACUUGAUGAAAAUAACAAUAUUCAAUUGAUAGAUUUUGGAUCUAGUGCAUAUAUAAAGGAAGGUAAGAAAUACGAUACUUUCUGUGGAACUGUUGAUUAUGCUGCUCCCGAGGUAUUAAUCGGUAAAAAAUAUGACGGGCCACCACAAGAUAUUUGGGCAUUAGGAAUAUUAUUAUACACACUUAUAUAUAAAGAAAAUCCAUUCUAUAAUAUUGACGAAAUUAUUGCCGGAGAUUUAAGAAUUCCUUAUAUACUGUCCGAGGGAUCAAUUGAUCUUGUCAAAAAAAUGCUUGAACGUGAUAGAUUUUCUUCAACAUAG